UCGGGCACCCCGCCCCGCCCGGCACUGGGGGGGUGUUGGGGGCGCGCGGGGAGGGGGGCCUUGCGAUCGUGAGUUAAUUGCGUUGCGUUUCCAUGAAAUCGUGUGGAGUGUCGCUCGCCGCCGCUGCCGCCGCCGCCGCCUCUACUGCUUCUUUCGGUGAUGAGGAAAAGAAAAUGGCGGCGGGGAAAGCGAGCGGCCAGAGCGAGGAGGACUUCGCCAGCCUGACAGCGGAGGAAAGAGAAGUCCUUUCCGGCCUCGACAGCCGACUCUUCGGGUUUCUGAGGCUUCAUGAAGAUGGCGCCAGAACGAAGGCCUUGCUGUUAAAGGCUGUUGGCUGCUAUGAAUCACUAAUAUUGAAAGCAGAAGGAAAAGUUGAAUCUGAUUUCUUUUGCCAGUUAGGUCACUUCAACCUCUUAUUGGAGGAUUAUCCAAAAGCAUUAUCUGCAUACCAGAGGUACUACAGUUUACAGUCUGACUACUGGAAGAAUGCUGCCUUUUUGUAUGGCCUUGGCUUGGUCUACUUCCAUUACAAUGCAUUUCAAUGGGCAAUUAAAGCAUUUCGGGAGGUGCUUUAUGUUGAUCCCAGUUUUUGCCGCGCCAAGGAAAUUCAUUUACGACUUGGGCUUAUGUUCAAAGUGAACACAGAUUUUGAGUCUAGUUUAAAGCAUUUUCGGUUAGCGUUGGUUGACUGCAAUCCUUGCACUUUGUCUAAUGCUGAAAUUCAGUUUCAUAUUGCCCACUUGCAUGAAACCCAGAGAAAAUAUCACUCUGCAAAGGAAGCUUAUGAACAUCUUUUACAGACUGAAAAUCUUCCUGCACAAGUGAAAGCGACUGUAUUACAGCAGCUAGGCUGGAUGCAUCACACAGUGGAUCAGUUAGGAGAUAAAGCCACCAAGGAAAACUAUGCUAUUCAGUGUCUCCAGAAGUCUCUAGAGGCAGAUCCCAACUCUGGCCAGUCCUGGUAUUUCCUUGGAAGGUGCUAUUCAAGUAUUGGGAAAGUUCAGGAUGCCUUUAUAUCUUAUAGGCAGUCUAUUGAUAAAUCAGAAGCAAGCGCAGACACAUGGUGUUCUAUAGGUGUGCUGUACCAGCAACAGAAUCAGCCUAUGGAUGCUUUACAGGCUUAUAUCUGUGCUGUGCAGUUGGACCAUGGCCACGCUGCAGCUUGGAUGGACCUUGGCACCCUCUAUGAGUCCUGCAACCAGUCUCAGGAUGCCAUUAAAUGCUACUUAAAUGCAACCAGAAGCAAAAAUUGUAGUAAUACUUCUGCACUUGCAGCACGGAUAAAGUAUUUACAGGCUCAGUUGUGUAACCUUCCACAAGGUAGUCUACAGAAUAAAACUAAAUUACUUCCUAGUAUUGAGGAGGCAUGGAGCCUACCAAUCCCCGCAGAGCUUACCUCCAGGCAGGGUGCCAUGAACACAGCACAGCAGGCUUGUAAACCUCUUCAUCAAAAUACUGAACCUGUACUAGGCCUCAGUCAAACACCUAUUUCACAGCAAUUGCCACUACACAUGAUUCCUUCUAGCCAUGUAGAUGACCUGUCCAGUCCAGCCAAGAGGAAAAGAACAUCUAGUCCAACGAAGAACACUUUAGAUGCUUGGAGCAGCGGCCAUACAAUGUCACAUCCUUCAGUACAGCAACAAGUACAUUCUUGGUGCUUGACACCACAAAAAUUACAGCACUUGGAACAGCUGCGUGCAAAUAGAAAUAAUUUAAAUCCAGCACAGAAACUUAUGCUGGAACAGCUGGAGAGUCAGUUUGUCUUGAUGCAGCAACACCAGCAGAUGAGGCAGACGGGAGUUGCACAGGUACGAUCUACUGGAAUUGCUAAUGGGCCAACAGCUGACUCAUCACUGCCUACAAACUCUGUCUCUGGUCAGCAGCCUCAGGUUGCUCUAACCAGAGUGCCUAACAUCACACAGCAUGGAAUCCGUCCAACCUGCCCAGGGCAGCCUAUGGCUAAUGGACCCUUUCCAGCAGGCUUAGUUCCCUGCAGCACAGCAAGAACGCUGGGUAGUUCAGACACUAUUUUGAUAGGCAAUAAUCACAUAACAGGAAGUGGAAGUAAUGGAAAUGUGCCUUACCUGCAGCGAAACGCACUCACUCUACCUCAUAACCGCACAAACCUGACCAGCAGCGCAGAGGAGCCGUGGAAAAAACAACUAUCUAACUCCACUCAGGGGCUUCACAAAGGUCAGAGUUCACAUUUGGCAGGUCCUAAUAGUGAACGACCUCUCUCUUCCACUGGGCCUUCCCAGCAUCUCCAGGCAGCUGGCACUGGUAUUCAAAAUCAGAAUGGACACCCUACCAUGCCUAGCAAUUCAGUAACACAGGGGGCUGCUCUCAAUCACCUCCCCUCUCACACUGCUACCUCAGGUGGACAACAAGGCAUUACCUUAACCAAAGAGAGCACGCCUUCAGGAAACACAUCAGCAGUGCCUGACACAAACAGGCAUUCUGGAGAGACACCUAACAGCACUGCCAGUGUAGAAGGACUUCCUAAUCAUGUCCAUCAGGUGACGGCAGAUGCUGUUUCUAGCCCUAGCCAUGGAGAUUCUAAGUCACCAGGUUUACUUAGUUCAGACAAUCCUCAGCUCUCUGCCUUGUUGAUGGGAAAAGCCAAUAACAAUGUGGGUACUGGAACCUGUGACAAAGUCAAUAACAUUCAUCCAACUGUUCAUACAAAGACUGAAAAUUCUGUUGCCUCCUCACCAUCUUCAGCCAUUUCUACAGCAACACCUUCUCCAAAAUCUACCGAACAGACUACCACAAACAGUGUUACCAGCCUUAACAGCCCUCAUAGUGGACAUGCAGUUAAUGGAGAUGCGUUGGAGGACUCUCAGAGCCCCAUAAAAACUGACCCUCCUCCUAUUGGUCACAAACCUAAUUCCCAGAUCAUACCAUCAAUGUCGGUAUCUAUCUAUCCCAGUUCUGCAGAGGUCCUAAAAGCGUGCAGGAAUCUGGGUAAAAAUGGCCUAUCUAACAGUAGCGUUUUAUUGGAUAAAUGUCCUCCUCCAAGACCACCACCACCUCCACAUCCUCCCCUGCCAAAGGACAAGCUCAAUCCACCUACACCUAGUAUUUACUUGGAAAAUAAGCGUGAUGCUUUCUUCCCACCUUUACAUCAGUUUUGUACAAAUCCCAACAAUCCUGUUACUGUAAUUCGUGGCCUUGCUGGAGCUCUUAAAUUAGAUCUGGGACUCUUCUCUACUAAAACAUUGGUAGAAGCUAAUAAUGAACAUUCAGUAGAAGUAAGGACACAGCUGUUGCAACCGUCGGAUGAAAACUGGGACCCUACUGGAACAAAGAAAAUAUGGCGUUGUGAAAGCAGUAAAACUCAUUCUACUAUUGCUAAAUAUGCACAAUACCAGGCUUCCUCAUUCCAAGAAUCAUUAAAGGAGGAAAAUGAGAAAAAAAGUCACCAUAAGGACCAUUCAGAUAAUGAAUCAACAUCUUCUGAUAACUCUGGAAGGAGGAGAAAAGGACCUUUUAAAACUAUCAAAUUUGGGACCAACAUUGAUCUUUCUGAUGACAAAAAGUGGAAGUUGCAGCUCCAUGAAUUGACGAAGCUUCCUGCUUUUGUACGUGUGGUAUCAGCUGGAAAUCUCCUCAGUCAUGUUGGUCAUACAGUCUUGGGAAUGAAUACAGUCCAGCUGUAUAUGAAAGUACCAGGCAGCAGGACACCAGGUCAUCAAGAAAAUAAUAACUUCUGCUCAGUCAAUAUAAAUAUAGGUCCAGGGGAUUGUGAAUGGUUUGUUGUUCCAGAAAAUUAUUGGGGUGUCAUGAAUGACUUCUGUGAAAGAAACAACAUGAAUUUUCUGAUGGGCUCUUGGUGGCCUAACCUGGAAGAUCUGUAUGAAGCAAAUGUCCCUGUUUAUAGAUUUAUUCAGAGACCUGGAGAUUUGGUGUGGAUAAAUGCUGGGACUGUACACUGGGUUCAGGCUAUUGGCUGGUGUAAUAAUAUUGCUUGGAAUGUUGGCCCUCUUACAGCAUGUCAAUAUAAAUUGGCUGUGGAACGGUACGAGUGGAAUAAAUUGCAAAGUGUGAAGUCAAUAGUACCUAUGGUUCACCUUUCUUGGAACAUAGCACGGAAUAUCAAAGUCUCUGAUCCAAAGCUUUUUGAAAUGAUUAAGUAUUGCCUGUUGAGAACUCUCAAGCAAUGUCAGACUUUGAGAGAAGCUCUAAUUGCUGCAGGAAAAGAGAUUGUAUGGCACGAGAGAACAAAGGAAGAGCCAGCUCAUUACUGUAGCAUAUGUGAGGUGGAAGUCUUCAAUCUGCUUUAUGUCACAAAUGAGAGUAAUCCUCAGAAAACUUGUACAAAACUUGUUGUACAUUGCCUAGACUGUGCACGGAAGAUAAGUGGGAACCUGGAAAACUUUGUGGUGCUAGAACAGUACAAAAUGGAGGACCUGAUGCAAAUCUAUGACCAAUUUACAUUAGCGCCUCCAUUGCCAUCAUCUUUAUCUUGACAUUUUUCCAAGGACAUUUACAUGAAAUCUUUUCUGAUAUUCAGGAAGUGACCCAGUUCUGCACCACUGAUUUUUGUAGCGAUCCCAUAAGGCUGCUGGCUGAAAGCUGUGUCUAUGCAACCUUCCAAGUGCGGAGUGUCAACCAACUGGACAGGAGAGAGCACAGCUCCUACUCCAGAAUUUGAAAUAUAGAAAGCUCAUUCAGCUGAAUUUUUAAAAUAAUCCACGUUUUGUAUAUAUCUGACAAAACUGGCAACAUUAUACAGACUACUGACUUGAAGACCACCUCUUUUGUAUUUCUCUGUUUCUGGGCUGAUGAAUUGGUUUCAUCUCCUCUCCCUCACCCCUUCAGAUUUUUCUCUUGGAAAAGUACUAGCGUAGCUGGUCAUUUCUUUGUAAGGUAGUUAGCAUUUUAAGUCUUUCUUUGGGCUACAUUUUUUUUAAUGUGAAAGAUUAGGUGAUACUUUUUUUUUUACCGCUUUUGUUAUUCUGUCUUGUUUUGAAACCAUGAUGGUUACUUUUUGUUUCCUAAAUAAAAUUUAAAAUAAUUAACAGCCAAGUCACAAAGAUAAAGAUAAAUGGGUUGCACAUAGACUAAAGAAUAAACUUCAGAUUUGUGAUUUUGUUUCUAAUCUUGAUGUAAAUUUACACUAUUUAUAAAUACAUAUUUAUUGCUUGAAAAUAUUUGUGAAUGGAAUGCUGUUAUUUUUUCCAGAUUACCUGCCAUUGAAAUUUUAAGGAGUUCUGUAAUUUCAAACACUACUCCUAUUACAUUUUCUAUAUGUAAAUAAAACUGCUUAGCAUUGUACAGAAACUUUUAUUAAAAUUGUUUAAUGUUUAAAUUUUUUGUAUUGUUUGAGUUUUAAAAAGAAUUUAUGUACAGUGCCCAGUUUUUGUUGAGUUUUUUGAAACUGGUUAUAUAUAUAUAUUUUAUAUAUACUCUUGUGCUGUGUGUAUAUAUAUAAUAUAUAUAGAAAACUGAAUAUAAAUAUAUGUAUAAAGAAUUAGAGCCUAAAUUUUUCUCGUUUUAAGUUUUACAUCUAUGGUAGAUUUCAGGUGUCUACUGUAAAAUAUUGCUUACAAAAGUAUGAUUAUUUUUGAAAAAAAAUAUAUGGUCUGUAUCCUCAAGUCAUGGUAUGUCCUUCAGACUGAUUUAUUGUUAAAUUGCACUUCUUGCAAUUAUGGACGAAUAGCUGAUGCCAAAUUGUAGUGCUAAGAAAUGAGAGAGAGCACGAUUAGCAACUUCACAGGAAGUAUUUACUGUUUUGAUAGCCUUUUUCAGAUUAAAUUUAAACACCUUAAAAUUUAAGAAAGAUUGAUAAAGUAGAAUUUGAGAGAGAAUACAACCAAAACAAGAUUUACACACUCCCAUUGUUUCUUUUAGUAAGUGUCAGGCUAAAUUGUGUUAAGUACAACUCAUGCUAUAUUUUUUCUUGAUUUUGUAAUUCAGAUUAAUUGGUAAC
Messenger RNA from Eublepharis macularius, 5932 nucleotides. RefSeq names its product lysine demethylase 6A (gene KDM6A). The coding region runs from base 93 to 4469 and encodes 1458 amino acids. Gene Ontology annotation, cellular component: MLL3/4 complex. The record is from RefSeq and is a predicted model, not a curated record. Lineage: Eukaryota; Metazoa; Chordata; Lepidosauria; Squamata; Eublepharidae. Gene Ontology annotation, molecular function: RNA polymerase II cis-regulatory region sequence-specific DNA binding; protein binding; chromatin DNA binding. The transcript is spliced from 30 exons. Gene Ontology annotation, biological process: heart development; regulation of gene expression.